UGGAAACUAUUCGAAUUCAAAAUGGCGGACGAAGAGAGGAGAAAGGGCGAAAAGAAAGGAACAAAAUCCAAGGGGAAGCCAAAAUUCCGCUGGAAGAAGCCGACAAAUUUACUUAACAUUGGGAACAAAGAGAAGGGUAGGCGUUGUUAGAUUAGAUUUGGGAAGUUAAAGGAGCUAGUUAUCUCUAAUUUGUCUUGAAGAAACCUAGCUUGCAUAAACUGAACGUUUGUCUUUAUUUAACAUACUGUAUAUAUAGGCCACGCAUUUGCUGAAAAACGGAAGAAGAUGGCUAUUAAGGAAUACAAAAAGCUACUAAGGAAAACAAGGGAGCAACAUGAGAAUCGUCAGUCAGCAGACAACAGAGAUAAUCGUCCACGUUUGCAACGUCCAGCACGUGUCGCAGAUGUGAAUACAACUGGAAAGGUUUGCCUCUCCCGAACUUACAAAUUUUUAGUGAUAUAUCAGAAGAGUGAGUGGCCCUAAACUUCUGGUUUUUUUUUAAUACAGAACGAAACAGAAAGUCAGGGAGUGCGAAGACCAAAAUCUCAACAGUAAGUCAAUGUAGUUAUCAUUUCCCGAUCGGAAGUAAAAUCAACCCAAAGAUAGUGAAUUGUUCCCAGCCCAUAAUUCUGUGUUUUUCAAACGUUUUAAUGGUACAUGCGAGCGAGAGAGCGAGCAGUCAGUCGUGGAACCUUCUCUACUCACCCAAACUUUGCCUUUUCUGCCUUUAUUAUUUGGGAUGCUUAUUCAGGGUUCUCAUUAUGAGAUGUAACAACGGGAGGACAUUUUUAAAGCAGCAGGAGAAAACUUUUCAUAUCUGAAUUUAAAACAGCUCUAGCCAUUGGAAUUUUGGUUUAACUAUUUUACAAAAGGUAUAUUGUGGUAUUUAAAGAAAGCACAGGAAUGAUGGACUUACAUGCACAGUUUUACGGAGCAGUGUGUAAUAAGCCUUGGUUGACCUGCUAAUUUGUGCCAAUAGUGAUUAACCCUUUCCACCCUAACAUCAGUUUGCAUAUUCUCCAUACUGUUCUCUGUACAUUUCCUAAUGUGCUGACAAGGAGAAUUUAUUGAACAAUCAAGUUGCUUCUUUGGCUGUUGAUCAUUUUCUUUAUUCUCAUGACCUUAAUGUGUGAUACAGGGGUGAUAUUGUAAGGAGAAAUUACUUGUAGAUGCUAGUCACUCUUAAGGGUUAAGGCUGUUCAUUGCCAUGUUCACCCUUCAAGCACCUGUUUAAUACACUGCGUUGCCAUGGAAAGUGUCAUAAAAUAAAAAUAAAUUUUAUAGAUUAUAUAGAUCAUUAAUUAGAGGUGUAUAUUCAUUAAACAAACCCUAAUGAAGAGAAGUUUGUGACUUUUCAUGCUCCUUGUUUCUUUGUGCUCCUGCAAGGAAGCGGAAACAAGUCAACAAAUUCAUGGCAGCUGAAAGUGAUUUUAAGAAAAGAAAAAUGGAGAAGGAACAGAUGAUUAAGGUUUGUUGAAUUGACUAAUGUUUAAAAAUGUGUUUAAGCUAGAUGUAGUUGAUAUGGUAAUCAUAAUCUUAAAUAUGUUUUCUAGUUCAAUUAACACCUGUUUUCUUCAUUAGAGAGAUGGUAUUCUGAUUGAAUACACUUACAGGGUGUUCAAUGUGAAAGUUUAUGUGGGAUGACACAGUCAGUCAACCUCUCUAUGUGCGCUGUGACUUGUGUUUAGGAAAGCUGAAGGGCCUGUACAUUAAGGACCUGUGCUACGUCUUGCUACACAUGCAGAAUGCAGUGCUACAAUAACCUGACCGAAGGGUGAAACACGAUACAAUGUCUGGAUUUUAAAAAGUUGAAAUAAGGGAGUAGAAAUAGCUGCAAUAUUUCACAGGAUGUUUGAAAGCAAACAAAAAUCAAGUGAGAAAAACUGAUGGCAUAAGAGACAAGGCAACCUUACAUGUACAAGGGACCUUAUUUUCCUUUGAAUCCUCUGAAUACUCCCAAACACCCAAUAGUACUGGUCCUACCUCUUCCUCCAGCUGUAUGAAUAUUUACUUUCUGAUUUAUUUGUUCCUACAUGUAUGCCACUGAAGCAUGUUUGAACCAGGGCGCUCCAGAUUUAUUAUUCUGCUACAUGUACCUGAAUCUCUUUUACUUCUUUUGUCCUUUCAGUAUCUAUCUCCACUGUUUCACAAUCAAGAGGAAUGAACUAAAAAAUCAGAUCCUUCUUUACAAUGGAAAAACCCAUCAUCAUCAUUUCUUUUGUCGAUAAUACUUUGCCAUGGCAUUUCUCACUAAGUUUAUUGUGCUGAUUAUUUUCUUUUAUUGUUUAGGAAAGGGAAACAAUGAUACAAAAACACAGAGAGGAGGUUCAGGAAAAGAUGAAAAAGCGCAGAGAAACCUUUGGUCGGUUGAAUCGACGAACAAGGAAAGGCCAGCCAAUUAUGGCCAACCAAAUUGAACAUCUUCUUGAUAAGAUUCAAUCUCAGACUUAAAAAGUAGCAAUGCAAUAACCCAUAUGGGGAAAAUCACAGAUGAAUGCUGCUCUAGAGAAGUAUUGAUCACCAGAUUGAAGGAAAUAUAUUGAACCAGUGGUAUUGAGAUUGGCAACUGUUUGGACAUUAACUGGACAGAGCUGAUCCUUAGCAGCAAAUGUGGUUUAUGGAUAAAUAUGUUUUGAAGCUAUAUUCUCUCUGGCAAAUGGGUGUUAUGCCUUUGAUUGUACUUUGUGAGCUGUUACAGGAAGGUUUACAUGUGCUUCAUGGAUCUUUCAUGUGAAGUAAAAAAAUUGGAAAAUUUAUCAGCGGCUCAAUAUGGAUGCCCAUUUGAAGUUCUCUCACAUUUAAAAGUGAUACUGUUGUCUUACAAUAGUAGCGGUGUGGUUCAAAGCUAUCAGUCAGAAAGUCCCUCAGCCUAGAACUUGCCAACAAUAGUAACACAAUUAUCCUGCUCAGGAUUAUUGACAGAUAUUUGUGUUUCAGUGUUCACUCAUUCAAAAAUCUUGUAUUUUACAUGGUAUUUUAAGGCUUGUGAGCCACUCAUAAAGUGCAGCAUAAAAGCUGCUUGUGAUAUGUGGAAAAAAUACAAGAAAUCGCUCAAUGGGAUGGCGUCAAGCCUUAACCUUACAGAAGUGAUUAACAUCUUACUUUGUUUAAAUAUUGAUACAUUAUCCAGCUAGCUGGAUGUGUGAAUGAUAACUUCAAAUUCUCAGAACUGAUUUGUAAGUACAGUAAUUUGGCAUUAUCAACUGAGUCAGUUAGUAGCCAACUCAGUGGAUAGUACCAAAUUACCUUGUUAUAAUCUCCUGUAUAACACCACAGUUUCUUUAAAAUCUUACCUCCUUUAUUGAUUUGUAAUUAAGUCUGGCAGUUGUAAGGGCAAAUUACAAAACAGAUCCUGGGAGGUUAAAG
Messenger RNA from Pocillopora meandrina, 3366 nucleotides. NCBI's taxonomy places the organism in Eukaryota, Metazoa, Cnidaria, Anthozoa, Scleractinia, Pocilloporidae. The record is from the annotation of a GenBank genome assembly.